AUGGCUUCCCAGUCCCGAAAACUCACCUACUUGGCUGGUAGUCCGGAAGGAGAAAUUCAAGUGAAGAACUCUGUCAGAGCCAUUGGUGGCAUGGAAGUUUUAGUUCGGGUCACCCAUUCGGGGCUCUGUGGCACUGAUGUCCACGAUCGAACUGCGGGUUGCGGCCUUGGGCAUGAGGGGAUUGGAUUUGUUGAGAAAAAAGGUGCAGAAGUGACAGCUGUGGAAAUUGGACAAAGAGUUGGAUGGGGAUGGCAACUAUCGUCGUGCGGACACUGCCGAGAAUGUAUCUCGGGAUACCGACAAUACUGUCCGGAGUCUAAGGGUCAAAAAUAUGGCGAGCUCGAGCAGGGAGCCUUUGGGGAUUAUGUGGUCAAGCAUCAGGAGUUCGUAUAUCCAAUCCCUGUUGAGAUUGAGUCUAAGUUUGCUGGGCCUCUCAAUUGUGCGGGACAAUCUCUGAUUGAUCUGCAGAUCACGGUCUACGAAGCUCUGCAUGUGGCUGGCAGCAAGCCAUCGGACUGCAUCGGAGUUGUUGGUCUCGGAGGGCUAGGCCACCUUGCAGUUUUAUAUGCUCGUGCUAUGGGAUGUGAUGUGGUUGUAUUUUCUGGGAGUGAAUCUAAGAGAGCAGAUGCAAUGGCUCUGGGGGCUACCGAGUUCUGCCUGCUUCCUAGAGAAGGUGGCCCGAUUCACAACUUGAAAGCAGGAAUUAACGUUUUGCUACUUUGCGGUGGAGAACUACCAAAUUUUGAAGUGUCAUCGGAUUAUCAUAAAAGUGCAAGCACCGAAGCUUCACGCCAAAACCACAUUGAUGCACUUGCAUUCGCCGCGCGACAUGGCAUCAAACCAUGGAUCGAAGAAUUUCCCAUGAGUGCUGAGGGUUUGCGUAACGCAUUGACAGCACUUGAGAGUGGCAAAGUGCGAUAUCGUGCUGUGCUGAGUACGGAAGUGGAAGGUGGAGGCCACCUUAGUUAA
This is a messenger RNA of Lachnellula hyalina, 969 nucleotides long. RefSeq names its product NADP-dependent alcohol dehydrogenase (gene ADH7). Gene Ontology annotation, molecular function: alcohol dehydrogenase (NADP+) activity; zinc ion binding. The record is from RefSeq and is a predicted model, not a curated record. NCBI's taxonomy places the organism in Eukaryota, Fungi, Ascomycota, Leotiomycetes, Helotiales, Lachnaceae. The transcript has 6 exons. Bases 1 to 969 code for a protein of 322 amino acids. Gene Ontology annotation, biological process: alcohol metabolic process.